This is a messenger RNA of Lactuca saligna, 2408 nucleotides long. The record is from the annotation of a GenBank genome assembly. NCBI's taxonomy places the organism in Eukaryota, Viridiplantae, Streptophyta, Magnoliopsida, Asterales, Asteraceae.
AUGUCUUCUUCACUAGUAAACCUUAAAAACCAUCUAAUUCCUCUUGAAGAGAUCAACCAUGCCACAGACAACUUCAAUCCCCAAAGACGUAUUGGAAGUGGUGGAUUUGGUGAAGUUUACAAAGGAAUACUCUCUGAACGCACAGCAGCUUUCAAACGCCUAAAACCGGGUAGCUACCAAGUACAAGAGGACUUCCGCAACGAGCUUGAGAUGAUUGCUAGAUUUUGCCACGAAAACAUUAUAUCUUUCAUUGGUUAUUGUGAUGAAGCCAAUGAGAUGAUUAUUGUCUAUGAGUAUGCUAGUAAUGGAAGCCUUGAUUGGCAUCUCCAAGAUAUGAAUAGGAGGUGUUUCAUAACAUGGACACAACGUCUAAAGAUUUGUAUAGGAGCAGCAAGAGGACUCCAUUACCUUCACUUGGGUCUUGGAGAGAGCGACAGAGUAAUACACAGAGACAUUAAGAGUGCCAACAUAUUGUUAGAUGACAAAAUGGUAGCAAAAAUUUGUGAUUUUGGCUUGUCCAAAUUUGGUCCCAAAAAUCAGCCAAAUGGCCAACUCUACACAAAGGUUGCGGGUACCCACUUUUACUUGGAUCCCACUUACCAUGAAAGCGGUAUCCUCAAUAAAGCGUCAGACGUAUACUCAUUUGGGGUUGUAAUGUUUGAAAUGCUUUGUGGGAUGUUGGCUUAUUAUGCUAGGAGCAUUGGAGGUGAAAGCCCGCAACCUCUUAUAAAUCUGGUCCGACGUUACUAUGACAAUGAACUAGAAAGGUUAAUUGAUCCGGCUAUUAAGGAUCAAAUUGAUAGUCGUUCUUUCGAUAUGUUUAAAGAAAUUGCAUAUGAGUGCAUUAGUUUCAAUCUAAAGGAACGCCCUACGAUGGGGAAGGUUGUUGAGAAGAUUGAGAAAGCAUUGAAUAUUCAAACUCCGCCAUAUGAGGAGAUUGCUGCUCUUAUUAAAUGCGUAGAGGGAGACAUUGGAUUUACUGAUGGUAAACCUGUUGCAGCGUUGACUAUAUACAAAUGCCUACUCCAUUGGAAUUGUCUUGAAGCUGAAAAAACCAUUGUGUUUGAUAGAAUUAUUCAGAUUAUUAUUUCAGCAAUUGAGGAUAAAGAUAAUAAUGAUCUGAUGGCAUAUUGGUUAUCAAAUGCAUCUACUUUGUUAUUCUUACUCCAUAAGACUCAUCAACCUCUAACUUUGCCACCAACGGGAUUUCAUUCAUCCCAAUCUCCUGAGGAUGAUCUUGCUGAGGCUGAGCAUGACCCUGAACUUCAGGAUCAAAUUGAUAAUCAGAUGACAUGCUGGUUAUCAUGUGCAUCUACUUUGGUAUUUUUAAUCCGAAAAAGUCUAAAACUUGAUAGUGCACCUUCAAUUCAGAAACCAAUGUCACCAACUUUGUUUCAUUCAUCCACAUCCCCUAAGGCUGAAACUGAGGCUACACCUAUAGAAGUACAACAUGUUGUGGCCAAAUACCCAGCUUUGCUUUUCGAGCUCCAACUAACAACAUACGUAGAGAAAAUGUGUGGCAUUAUUAUUGCUAACUCGAAGAAGGAGGUGGGAUCAUUCCUUUCGUCAAGUAUUCAGGCUUCAAAAUCGGGAAUACAAGGACAUCAUAGUUCUAAAAAUCACUGGCAUGGCAUUGUUGACUAUCUCAACACUCUUCAAAAAACAUUCGAAGAAAAUUUUGUGCCUACCACAAUUGUUAAGAAGAUACUCACUAAAAUUUUCUCAUAUAUCAACGUGCAACUCUUUAAUAGUUUUCUUCUAUACCCAGAGUGUUGUUCCAUUGCCAAUGGGCGCUAUGUGAAUGAAGGUUUAGCAGAGUUAAAGCUGUGGUGUCGUGAGGCAACAGAAAAGUAUGCAGGCUCAUUGUUCGAUGAACUUAAUCAUGUUAGACAGGCUACUCAAUUCUUGAUUAUACGUAGCAAAUGGGAGAUAUCAUACAAAAGGAUCAACAAUCUAUGUUCUAUUCUAAGUGUCUCGCAGUUGCAUAAAAUAUGUACAACUGCGUGUUUCCAAGACAAGAAUUACUUAGGUGGUGGAUUUGAUGAAGUUAUUGCAAGCCUCGCCAUAAAAUCUGAAGAUCGUAAUAAUGCUUCAAGUGAUUCCCUUUUAUUGAAAGACACUUCCAGGAUACAUUUCUCUGUUGAUGACCUCGUUGAUUCCUUGCAAGUAGAAGAUUUUGCAAAUGUUAAUCCUGCUAUAGGGCUUGCCAAGUAUCCAGGCUUUGAAUUUUUGUACAACUGAAGAUCAGAAAUUUUUACUUUUUCUCGAGGUAUAGCAUAUUCAUUGCAUGUAUGUAAAACUAAGAGACAAGGAUAUCGUGUACAAGUGUCAAAUACGCAACGUAUUUACAUUAAUUUUUAUCCUAAACAACACCAUAAUUUCUUUUUUAUGUAAAUAAAAAAUGCAUU